This is a messenger RNA of Verticillium nonalfalfae, 2100 nucleotides long. RefSeq names its product pre-rRNA-processing protein esf1 (gene ESF1). Gene Ontology annotation, biological process: rRNA processing. Gene Ontology annotation, cellular component: nucleus. The record is from RefSeq and is a predicted model, not a curated record. Gene Ontology annotation, molecular function: RNA binding. The transcript has a single exon. NCBI's taxonomy places the organism in Eukaryota, Fungi, Ascomycota, Sordariomycetes, Glomerellales, Plectosphaerellaceae. The coding region runs from base 1 to 2100 and encodes 699 amino acids.
AUGUCUAAAUCAGACAAGAUCACCGACUCGAGGUUCUCGAAUUUCGAGACCGACCCCCGGUUUCGUCUUCCCUCCAAGAAGAAGACCAAGACCACAAUCGACAAGCGAUUCUCACGCAUGCUCAAGGAUGAUGAGUUCACCGCCACAGCAAAAGUCGAUCGAUACGGCAGGAAGUUGAAGUCCGACUCGAAGAAGAAGGCUCUGCAGAGACUGUACGAAGAGGAGGGCGAAGAGGACAAGGAAGACAAAGAGGAAGACGAGGACACCCCUGAGGUUGAGGACGACGAUGUGGUCGAACGCGAGCUCAAGGCUGCCGACGCCAAUUACGAUCCCGCACGUGGCGGAGGCUUCUCUUCCUCUGAUGAGGAUUCGGAUUCGGACGAGGAGCAGGAAGAAGAGGAUGACGCUGCGGCCGAGGCCGGUGGCUCCAUGCAGCGCCUUCGCGACGAGCAGGCUGCUGUCGAGGAAGGCGAGGUCACGAACCGUAUCGCCGUCGUUAACCUUGACUGGGACCACAUCAAGUCGCAAGACCUAAUGGCUCUCUUCAGCAGCUUCCUGCCCACGACUGGCGGCAGGAUAGAAAAGGUGACCGUCUACCCCAGCGAGUUCGGCAAAGAGCGCAUGCAGCGCGAGGAGCUCGAAGGACCUCCGAAGGAGAUUUUCAAGGCCACAAAGCAAAGCGAGCCCGAAGAUGACGACUCGGACGAUUCAGAGGACGACAGCGACGCUUCAAGCGACGCGGACGCGGACGAGAAGAUCAAAAACGAGAUCAUCGAGGAGGGCGACGACCAGGACUUUGACGGCGACGCGCUGCGAUCAUACCAACUCGACCGCCUGCGCUACUACUACGCCAUCAUGACGUGUUCCGACAAGGCCAUCGCGAAGAAGAUUUACGAAGCCACCGACGGCACCGAAUACCAGUCCUCCUCCAACUUUAUCGACCUGCGCUUUGUGCCCGACGAUGUCGAUUUCGACGACGAGCCCCGCGAUGAGUGCACCAAGGUGCCCGAGGGCUACAAGCCGAUCGAAUUUGUCACGGAUGCGCUGCAGCACAGCAAGGUCAAGCUCACCUGGGAUCUCCACCCGGAGGAGCUCGCGAGAAAAGACUCGAUCAACAAGGCGUUUAGCGGCAGCAGGAACGAGCUCGAGGAGAACGACCUCAAGGCCUACCUUGCCAGCGACAGCGAAGACGACCAGGACCUCGACAGCGAGCCAGAGAACGCAGACGAGCCCAAGCUUUCCAAGAAGGAGCUGGCACGGCAAAAGAUGAGGGAGGCGCUCGGUCUCGGUGACGAGACGGCAGGCAAGUCCAAAGGCGGCCCUGUCGGCGACAUGGAGAUCACGUUUGCGCCAGCUCUCACGGAGAAGCAAAAGAACAAGGUUCCCGAGGAGGAGGAGACGACGAUUGAGAAGUACGCCCGCAAAGAACGCGAGCGCAAGGAGAGUAAACGCCUGGCAGCGAGGGCAAGACGUGAAGGUCGCGACCCAGAUGCCGAGUCUUCUUCUUCUGAAGAGGAAGCGGAGCCGGAGGAGGACCUGGGCUUCGACGACCCCUUCUUCGCGGCGGAAGAGACAUCCAAGAAGACCAAGACGUCCAUCCGCAAGGAAGAGCGUCUGGCCAAGAGAGCGGCGCGGGAAGCCGAGGAGAAGGAGAAGGCAGAGUCGAAGGCGCAGCUGGAGCUUCUCAUGGCAGGUGAUGGUGAGGAUGAUGGUGACCACUUGGAUCACUUUGACAUGAACGAAAUCACGCGAGCCGAGAAGCAGAGCAAGAAGAAGUACAAGAAGAAGGGCAAGAAGAAGGAAGUCGAGCGGGCCGGUCUACAGGAGGGCUUCAAGAUGGAUGUUGGUGACGACCGUUUCAAGGCUGUCUUUGAGAGCCAUGAGUAUGCCAUCGACCCGUCGAAUCCCAAGUAUAAGGCCACAGAGGGCAUGCAGCAACUGCUAGAAGAGGGCCGCAAGAAGAGGAAGAAUGGCGGUGAUGCAGCGCCCGACGAACGCCAGGUCAAGAAGGUGAAGAAGGCCAAGAAGAGUGGCGAGGAACUCGGUGGUCUUGUAGAGGCGGUGAAGCGCAAAUCAGCCGGCAAGCCGAAGAAGAGGUAA